This is a messenger RNA of Morone saxatilis (striped sea-bass), 1704 nucleotides long. RefSeq lists its product as uncharacterized. The transcript is spliced from 5 exons. The record is from RefSeq and is a predicted model, not a curated record. The coding region runs from base 133 to 609 and encodes 158 amino acids. Gene Ontology annotation, molecular function: zinc ion binding. Lineage: Eukaryota; Metazoa; Chordata; Actinopteri; Moronidae.
UGGGCGUGUCCAGGGAGAGGCUUGUACAGGUACAGGUGAGACAGGUGGACCUCUCUCGCACCUCGCAAUCUGGACUCUACAUCAGCAGCACACACACCUCUUCAUACCGACAGCGAAACCCUGCCAAGCACAAUGAGUGCAGAUGGAAAAACGCCCCCUCCCUACAUCAUACCAGUAGACGGUGGUCAGGGGGAUGGAGUAAAGGUUUACCACCUCCACAGCCCAUUCACCCCUCCCAGCUUGCAGCAAAGCGCCACCUCAUUCGCACCAGUGUACACCAGCGGAGGAGGCGGAGGAGGCGGAGGAGGCGACCUAGGUUCAGGUCUUGACUCUGGAGAGGGCAAAAGGAAGUUUGUGAGCUAUGACACGGCACUGGGGAGUAAUCCCGGCAUGACGACCUGCGCUUCCUGCCAGCAGCAGGUCAUGACCAACGUCACCUACAAAGCAGGGACGUACGCCUGGCUGAUGUGCUUACUCUUCAUCUGCUGCGGGUUAGUCCUGUGUUGCUGCCUGAUUCCAUUCUUCAUGAAGAACUUCAAGGAUGCGUACCACACAUGCCCCCGCUGCAACAGAGUGCUGCACGUUGAAAAGAAGAAAUGCUGUAAAUGAUGAACAUGAGGGCAGACAUGGGCCCAUAGAGAUGUGCAGCAACAUUCUGUUACUAUCGUUUAUAUUGUGGGAUGGAGCUUAUUUCUAUGGAUGAGCCAUUGCAUUAGCCAUGGCAGAAUCAAACAUCAUAUUUUUUAGCAAAACAGACUUGGAGUGAUUGUGUUGUCAGAGGUUAAAUAUCGUGUGCUCACUUUUAAAGCUCUGGCAAGUUUUGGGAGACAUUUUAUUUUUGUCCCAUUCCAGCAGAAGAAAGCUUUCUCUAUUAUCAUACUCAGAAUUUUCUGCACACGUUAUGUUGCUAAAAUGAAGGCUUGUACAUAAACUUUAUCAAAUACUUAACGUUUCAUGGGAUUGUUCUUUUUUUAAAUUUAAAACAUAAAAGCUGUCCAUUUUAAGUGAAUGUCACAACACAAUAUUUUAUUAAACUAGAAGAUGUAACGUGUAAUAUUUGCUUGUCUGCAGUUAUUGCACAAAACAUUUGUGUCAGUGUUGUUUUGCAACACUCCAGAAUAAAAUAAGACAGAUGUGGCUUGUUUGUGUUAUAUUAAUAUGUUGUCAGCCAUGAAAUGACUCUUAUAAUUCUUAUAUGAAGGGAUGAAGGGAAAUCUGAGCAAGCAUGAAGUUGAAAAAAAAGCUUAUGUAACAGCAGUCGGCUGUAAAUGUAAUUUUGAAUUUUUGUUUAGCUCAUUUGAAUCUUUCCCCUUCAAACAAAGAUGUGUCAUCUGAAUGAAUUACAAUGCAAAGGACAAUGCAAAAUUAAAGCAAGGCUACACUAUGACGUGACGUCUUCAUUGGUGGCCACUGGUCAGUACGCUUGAAAUAAAUUGUUUGAAUAUUUAAACAUCUACAAGUAUAAAGAAAUUAGACAAUAUAUUUGUUUGUUUUUUUGUAGUUUGUUCAAUUAAAAAUCUUCCUGCUUCAUAAUAUAAUAACAUAAAAAAGACAGCAGGCCAAAUGUGGUUGUGAGGGAUGUGAUUCCUCCUCAUGUCCUCUCACAUUGUCGCCUGGAUGAAACUGAGAAUGCUUGGACUCUUAUGUACUAUUAAGUAUUUUAUAACAUUAUUUCUCUAAUAAAAGUAGACUAUCUAGACGACA